AUGACGAGCCACGGCAUUGGUCCCACGACGGACGUCACGGUGAACGUGACUGGCACCUUCACCCUGCCGCUGCACCUUCAGGCACUGGAGAGCCUCGAGGACCCGGUGCUGCAAGAGGAAAUUAUGAAGGAGGCGACUCGUCUCGCGCUCGCUGAGAGGCUUGGUGGAUUUGACAAGAUUGAUAUCACCACCAAGCACAGGUACGGAAAGCCAGUCUGCGAGGCGAGGCUUGACCUCGCGGACUUGUACUGCGGCAUCGCCAAUGUGCAGCAUGCCUAUGAGCACGCCAUGACGCACAUACUGCAGCUGCAGGAAGUGGUGGGGACAGCAGCACAGAAGACAGGCGAAGAGGCGCCGGUGGCCUCUAGUGUGCUUGCGGAAGUCGCCGCGUUGCUCCAGCGAGCAGCGGAGCAUCCCGGCGAGGCGCCUCUCGUGGCCGCCAUUCGUGCAGCCGCGUGUGCCGACAAGCAAUCAUCGGCUCAUGCUGCCAGCGGUGAAGAUGAUGGGGAUUCGACGGCGGUAUCCUCCGACGGCUACCGUGACCCAACGGCGGAUGGCUAUGCUCCAUUGCUUGACUGCAACGAUGCGGAAGUAGAUGAGAUGGAUGGUGAGGAGGAGGAGGAGAACAGGGAAGACAUGGAAGCGCCGCUAAACGAUGCUCAUUAA
Molecule: messenger RNA, 666 nt
Organism: Trypanosoma grayi
Lineage: Eukaryota; Euglenozoa; Kinetoplastea; Trypanosomatida; Trypanosomatidae
Exons: 1
Coding region: 1-666 (221 amino acids)
Source: RefSeq, a predicted model, not a curated record